Tigriopus californicus is the source of this 1957-nucleotide messenger RNA. RefSeq lists its product as uncharacterized. The transcript has 3 exons. Gene Ontology annotation, cellular component: cytoplasm; nucleus. The record is from RefSeq and is a predicted model, not a curated record. The coding region runs from base 983 to 1957 and encodes 324 amino acids. NCBI's taxonomy places the organism in Eukaryota, Metazoa, Arthropoda, Copepoda, Harpacticoida, Harpacticidae. Gene Ontology annotation, molecular function: protein binding.
GGGAACGAAAGAAAGAGAGCUAAGGAAAAUAUGUGCCGGAUAGGAGUAACCCACAGCAAAAGCAAGGCGCUGGAUUUUCUCUCUCAGCUUCGACCGUCGCCGACCGAGUCUGACACGAACGGCCUUUUCUGAAGAACUUCUUUGGGACCUGAAGGACGAACGCAAUGAUCUCGCCUAAAGGCCAGUCCUGGUUGAGAUUCCAGAUUGGUUAGAUUGUGAACGUGAUUGUCCUGCUAAUGCUAUUGUGGAGGGACGUGCUCAAACGGAAUUUCCUCCCACGGUGUAAUUCUAGCACUGACUGGUUGAGAUCACAAGCAAAAUGUCAAUGGUGGUCCAACCAUUUGCAGAUAUUGCCAAAAAAAUCUGGGAAUGUCUGGUUCAUUACUUUUGACGGCGUUGCUCAGUGUAGUGCCCUGCAAACAGGAUGUGCAGCUGUUAUCUAGAAUAAGUUCAUCGUUUUCGUUUGAAUGACACUUGGCCAGAACACGCCUUCAUUUCGCUAGCAGGCUGCUUCCAAGCCAAGCUCUACGUAAGUGAUUUCUGGGGAACCCGAUUUCUGUUCCUGACACUGCAUUUCCCGUGAACUGCCAAACUCACCUUGAAAGCGCUAGCCAUCGAAUAUUCAGUUAGCGUCGUCGUUGGCUUCCCCAUCAUUGGUGCCACGCUUUGGAGAACCCAAGAGACGUUGGCUGAUUCCAUCUGAAGCAGUUCAAGCACAAAAAAAUGCCAUCAAUGGCAUUUUGAAACGGGAAACCGCCCGCUCGAUCCCUCUUUUGGUCUUUUGGUAUUUCCGAGGGGAAAUCAAUACAUCGUGGGAGAAGUUCCAAUCGCCCGCCUCAUCUCUCCAAUCCAAUUGCUUGACUUACCUUCUGACCGUGUGUUGCCAGCUUUUCGACAGGUUCGACAAUUGGGUCGAACUGCAACGCUCAGGAUGUGGAUCCUUCUCUGGUGAUUUUAUUUCAACCUUCUCUCCUCGCCCUUCAUGUCACCCUUCAGCCACAGUAACCGUCGAUCCAUAUCGAGCUCUGAUGACUCCAAGAGUAGUAGCGCAGUCCUAGAAACCUUCGAAACUGGUAGUCCGUUCCAAGCCAAGCGUGAAACAGUUCCAUCCAAAAUGGACCACAGCAUAACCACCUCCUCCCAUCACCCUCCAAAUCUAAGUGAGAGCCAUAUGGCUGCCGCUCUUAGCCAUUAUGAUCACCCAAAUGAUCUGAUUCAAGCUACCAUGGUCGAUAACAACCUAGCUCGAGUGCAAUUAGCAGAAGCAGAAAAUUUUGAUGCAGAGAGUGAGGACGAUGAAGGUGAAGAAGACGAUGAGGAUGAAAAGGAGGAACCGGGGAACGUUAAUGAGGAAGCCGUGGAAAGAGACUCAAGUCGUCAGGCGAACAACGGGGAGGCCAUGAAAGCUGCCAUUGUAUUAGGGAGUGUGCCUGGUCCCUCUUCCAAUGAUAGAACAACUCCUAAUGUGAUUGGUCCCCUUGAGAGCAUUGAAGCAGGCGUAGAAUAUGGCUUCGUCCUCGAUGACGAGGAAAUCGAAGAGGAGGCCAGAUUUCUCGUGGUAUGCAUUGAUGGUGACGUGGAGGACCUGGUUCUUCUCUUAGAGGACAUGGCCAGAGCCGGUGAAACGCUCACUAAAGAGAUGCUCAACUAUCCAGAUAACUCUGGCAGGACUCCAGUGUCUCAUCUCUGUGGAAAUGGAAUGAUUGAGAUGCUUGAGCUUCUCGAGGAUAUCCCAAAUAUUGAAUACAACACUCCUGACUCAGAGGGCAAUACGCCCCUGCAUUUUGCCGCCCAAGCUGGUCACGUUGAAGUGGUUUCGUUCCUCCUGAACAAAGUCCGCACCAUUCAAGUGGAUCCCGUCAAUAAUUUGGGCUUCUCACCGUUGAUGAAAGCUUCCAUCCAGGACGAAUCAAGUGUCUCAAAACUGUUGCUAUUUCUCUGUAAGUUGCCCUUCUAA